GCGCUCUGGGCCACAGGUGACUCGACGAAUCGCCGUAAUUGGCAAUCGAUAGCAAUGGCGCGCGGUAGGGUCUCGCGCGCGGUGGCGCGACUGUUGCGGCCUUUUCACCGUCGAGACAGCAAAGCGGCGGCCGACGACACGUCCUCGAAGCGCCAGCGCGGCUCCAUUUCGUCAACAACCAACACUUCGUCAACAUGCUCUACGUCCUCGUCGUCUUCACGCAAUAGCAGUGGCUUCCGAGGUGCAACGAGCGCGCGCGUCUUCCCGCUCAAGAGCGACGGCGACAGCAUCCCACACACGGUUCUCAUGCCUCCCGCCUUCUUCCGGCAGUUGCGCGCACUCGUGGAGCAGACGAACGCACUGACCACAGGAGAGUAUCGCGCGAGCCAAAAGGACCCGGAGCCCUCGCUAAACACCUCUAGAACCUCGAUUCGCUGGAGAGGAGACUUCACCACCAAGACACUCGAUAAGCUUGUCAGUAUCCUUACAGAGGAUGACACAGAUGGCUUUGGUAGCGCCAUUGGCAGGCGCUCGGCAAAGCCAAUUCCUUUAGAAGCUGCUGCUAAGGCCAUGCUACAGCUGUGGAAAUGCUGCAUGCAGAUCCUGGACGUGCUAGCGGAUGGCGCAGCUCCUGAACCAUCGCUACGACAUACGAUGGCUCACUCGAGAGACGUUGCCAUCGCAGCUGCAAACGAGAAGAAGCACCUACUAGAGCAGGCAGCAUUGACGCUGCUGGCCUUGGUGAUCAGGAGACAAGAGUUCGAUGCUCUGUUGGUUGCCGUUGGUCGCGGAGGCUGCAAGAGCCACAAACCAACAGAAGAAGCGAGACACGGGAAGUCUCGGCUGUCGAGACGACUCUCUCGCCAAUCGCGUCGAUCACGCAGCCGCGGACAAGACCGCAAUGUGCGACUCUGUGACUCUGUCCACCACUUCUUAGAGUUGCACCAGUCGACACUACAAUUCGCCUUUGAGACGGUGCAUGGUCCAAUCGAUUUCAGUGGCAGCAACACGGAGUUCAACGCGCUCGAUCAGCAUCAAGAACUCUUAUCUGCUCUCGUAGCCACGAGCUACAUGCGUGUGCCGCGACUACGCAGCCACAUUCUUGACAGCCUGAGUAACCUCGUUCCAUCGACUGCUUUUAGCAGCACGCGAUCGAUGUCGCUCUCGUUUGUAAAUUCGCGCGGACGCGGCAGAUCUCUAUACGAUGACAAGCUGCGACUCACGCCAUACAACUGGCAUUUGGGCACGUACGCGCAGUGCCAAAACCUUCUAACGACUGUGAACCGUGAAGAUCGCUGGGCUACUUCCGCUCAAAUGCUCAACCAGCUUAUGGCCGACACAGAUGGCUGCAUGCUGGUGCUCGCGCAGAUCUUCGAACAGGUCACAGGCCAACAAGUUGUAGGAUGCACCAAUUGGAAAUGCAUCCCUGGCGCUGAGUUGCUGAAAGACGCGACACUAGAAGUGGCCAAGAGCUUAUUUCAUACGGAGCUUCAGCAGCGAGAGCCCAAGUGGCAAGAUGUGGUAGACGAGAAAGUCAACAACGAAACUGCCUCAGCAGCCGAGAAACAGCCAUUCCGUGACUCUUUUUCACUUCUGGAUGGAGAUCUGGAGGAAAUCAACACUCCAACUGCGUACUUUGCCGUUCAGGUGACAUCAAUGAUGCACGAGAACGUUGGGUUCAUCCACGAAUACCUCAUGGCGAUUCUGCGCUCGACCAACUACAUGCUGCCACACCACGUCAAUCUGUGUCUGCAAUACAUGGAGAAGUUGAUGCUAGAGUUCCCGUCAUUCUUUGCCAACGAGACAGCAGCGCAAGACUUCCUGGCACUCUCCUCAUUGGAAACCUCCAAUCCUCACAACCAGCCACAACAAGAACAUGCGUGCGCCGACAUCGAGACACUUCGCUACGUCUUUUCGUGUCUCUUGGACUCGGAGCACUUUGAGAUCCUGAAGGCAACGGAGCUGUUCCUACUCAGGAACUUUAUGGGUCUUUCAGUCUCGCUGCAGAUGCAGCUCACGGACUUGCUAGCUGUGCACGUUAAACGCCUCUUCCUGCACUGGAAUCGCGAUGUCCGUUACUGUUUCUACCACAUCCUGCUGUACUUGACGUACCCUGGCAACCGCCUCGUACUGGGCGCCAAGUCGGACGAGGCCCUCAUGGGUGCCGAGGCUUCUCGGCUGUUUGAGAUCCCAGGACUCGUGCGUACAGGCAGCACUGUAACUUGGGAGGCAUUCGACGUCCCGCUUCACCAGAUCGUUACCCGCUACACACAGGUGGCCAAGCGAAAGCAGCUUGGACGACAAGCGCCCUCCUGGGUGGACGCUGUGCCUUGUGCUGUACUGCAGCGCUCUGUCACCGAGUACAAGUCACACGUGAAAACGUACUUCGCCUACGCGCAGCAGAUUUCCAUGCACCAGCGUGUACCAACGCCUGUGUUCUCUGUCAAGACGGGAGAGAACGAUUCCGUCCCUGUUUCAACUGACAGUGCUCUCGCAGCUGCUUCAUUAGCGUGA
Molecule: messenger RNA, 2514 nt
Organism: Phytophthora infestans T30-4
Lineage: Eukaryota; Oomycota; Peronosporomycetes; Peronosporales; Peronosporaceae
Exons: 2
Coding region: 55-2514 (819 amino acids)
Source: RefSeq, a predicted model, not a curated record